This is a messenger RNA of Ipomoea triloba (trilobed morning glory), 1170 nucleotides long. RefSeq names its product troponin T, cardiac muscle-like. The transcript is spliced from 7 exons. Lineage: Eukaryota; Viridiplantae; Streptophyta; Magnoliopsida; Solanales; Convolvulaceae. Bases 173 to 931 code for a protein of 252 amino acids. The record is from RefSeq and is a predicted model, not a curated record.
AAUUCUCGACACAUUGCUAUGAGUCUAUGACCAUUUUGACCAAAACCCUCCUUUUGCUCCGCGGCUCCGCCUAGCUUGCUCAGUUGCUCGUGCUCGCUUUUACAGUUAGCUCCUCCCCGCAACGACGUAGCCGCCGCUGCUUCCAGGCGUGAAUAGUAGGAGCAGAAGAAAAAUGAUAAAAAGGCGAUUUUACAAGCUUGAACAUGGUGAUAGAGAUGCUCCUUCCGAGUCUUCUUCAUCUUCCUCUGACUCUGAAGCAGAGGCAGAAGGAAUGGAAGAAGAAGAAGAAGAAGAAUUAGAAUAUGAUGACGAAGAAGACGAAGAACAGGAAAUUCACUCAGAAGAAGAAUAUGAUGAUGAUCACAAAGAUAAUGAUGCCGUCACUGAAAUGAGAAAGAAAAAUGUGUCUGUUUCAUCACCAUCCGGAUAUGAGAGUGAAGAUAGCUCUGAAAAUGAAGUUAAGGAUGACAAAUCAGGGCUGCUGACAAGUGAUGAUGACAUUGGAACUGAAAUUGACCAAAAAAGGAUUAGUCAAACUAUGCCUGAAGAGCGUGAUAUCCUUUGUGGAAAUUCAGAUUACAUCUUGAAAUGUAAAUCUGUUUUCAAGUGCCGGAUAUGUCCUAGAGUAGUAUGCUUGUCAGAUGAAACCUUGCGUACUCACCUUAACUCCAAAAGACAUGCCAGAUCUGAGAAAUUGCUAAAAGAAGGUAGGCUAAAGCUUAUGCUCGAUGACCGUGGGAAGAUUGAUGUAGAGGAGGAGCAUUCUCCAAAGAGAGAGCAAAACAAAACUGAGACGACAAGAGCCAAAGGAUUCAAGAAGCAGAGGCUGGGGAAGGGAUCAAAGAAGGAAAAUGAACAAUAUGCAGGCACACAAACUGAACGACAUAGGAAAAAGAACCAAGCCAAGAGGAGACGGAAAGAUGACAGAUAAAAAGUGUGAUUAGCUCUCACUUUUUAUGCUGUGGCCAAGUAAAAUGGAUUUUGUGUUUUCCAAAAUUAAAGGAAGAGUAAUAUGUUGAAAUAUAUUUAAUUGAGAGUAGUAUUAUGUGAUUUUGGGUCAAAUCGAUUUUGUCAGUGGACAUGUUGAGAUGAACUUUAGAUGGGAGACUAGGAUUAAUUUUAAUGUGACAGAAAUUCUUCAUACCAUCUGAUUUUCUUUUCUUUUUCUUA